GAUCCUGAACUCCACCCUCUCAUGGUCCCUGCAGCCAAGACUGCCUUUGACCUUCACAUCCCCAACAAGCCCCUCUUUGCUGAUGUUCAGCACAUCAAGCGCCACAAUAUUGUUCUUAAAAGAGAACUUGGAGAAGGAGCCUUUGGGAAAGUCUUUCUGGCUGAGUGUUAUAACCUCUGUCCCAAGCAAGACAAGAUCUUGGUGGCAGUGAAGAUGCUGAAGGAUGCCAGUGACAAUGCCUGCAAGGACUUCCACCGUGAGGCAGAGCUGCUGACUAACCUGCAACAUGAGCACAUCGUCAAGUUCUAUGGCAUCUGUGUUGAGGGUGAUCCACUCAUCAUGGUCUUUGAGUAUAUGAAGAACGGAGAUCUUAACAAAUUCCUCAGGUAA
Mesitornis unicolor (brown roatelo) is the source of this 390-nucleotide messenger RNA. Its product is annotated as BDNF/NT-3 growth factors receptor-like. Gene Ontology annotation, cellular component: axon; signaling receptor complex. The record is from RefSeq and is a predicted model, not a curated record. Gene Ontology annotation, molecular function: ATP binding; brain-derived neurotrophic factor binding; brain-derived neurotrophic factor receptor activity. The transcript has 3 exons. Gene Ontology annotation, biological process: multicellular organism development; cellular response to brain-derived neurotrophic factor stimulus; cell surface receptor protein tyrosine kinase signaling pathway. The annotation marks the transcript as partial. Lineage: Eukaryota; Metazoa; Chordata; Aves; Mesitornithiformes; Mesitornithidae.